Solanum dulcamara is the source of this 812-nucleotide messenger RNA. RefSeq lists its product as uncharacterized. The transcript is spliced from 3 exons. The record is from RefSeq and is a predicted model, not a curated record. The coding region runs from base 219 to 680 and encodes 153 amino acids. Gene Ontology annotation, molecular function: fatty acyl-CoA hydrolase activity. NCBI's taxonomy places the organism in Eukaryota, Viridiplantae, Streptophyta, Magnoliopsida, Solanales, Solanaceae.
UUUUCAUUGGAACAAUUGUUUUCUUGUUAGGCUAUUGGGUAGGCUGUAUUCCAAUAUUUUUCAAAAUUAAGAAGACUGUUUGAUUUUAAGCAAAGUUAGAUAGGAAAAAUAUUUUUUCAUCCAUAAUUUAAGGGAUCUCUUCUUUUUUUCUUAGUGAUAGGAUAGGACAAAGUCUUAGGCUAUUGAAUUGAAUUGAGUUUUGAUGAGAAAAAAGCGAAAUGGACAUUGAAUCAUUGAAGAAAUUCUUGGAGAAAGAAGGAGGUAACUAUGAAAGUUCAGUGGAUUCCAUGCCUUCAAGUUUCCUUGAACCCCUUGUCUCCCAUGGGAUAAACCUUGACGUUGUUGAACCGGGUCGGGUUCUCUGUUCUUUCAAAGUCCCAAAUCGUCUAGUGAAUGACGGUAAUUUUCUACAUAGUGGAGCCACGGUGACUCUCGUCGAUAUUUUGGGUGCUGCUGUUAUUUGUACUGUAGGUGCGCCACUCGUUGGUGUCUCACUUGAGAUCAACCUUUCAUACUUGGAUGUUGCUUAUCUUGGAGAGGAAAUCGAAGGUGAAGCUAAAGUAUUACGUGUUGGGAAGACAAUUGCUGCUGUCACCGUUGAGUUGAGGAAGAAAGAAACGGGGAAGAUAGUUGCUCAAGGUCGCGAUACCAAGUACUUGGCUGUCAAUAGUAAGCUUUGAACUACAUAUACUUUCUGAGGAAAGUUCCCAUAUAUGGGACGUGAAUACAUAAGUAGUUUUGGCAUGUAUUAUGCAACUGAACAUUCAAAUACGGAAUAAUUUUUUAUCACAACGACUGGUUGUUAUAAUGAA